AUGAUGGCAUCAUGGCAUAGGCACAUGGGGGGAGAGAUGUGGGAGGGGGAAGAGAAACUUCGGGGAUCCAUACCCGCGUCGAUCGGUGCCCUCGUCCACCUGUCCUACCUGGAACUGAAUGACAACUCACUCAGAGGAUCCAUUCCGGACACCAUUGGGCAGCUCACCAAUCUCUACUCUCUGGCACUCGACCACAAUGCACUCACUGCUCUUCCCAGUAACCUUGGCGAUCUCACUCGUCUGAACCAACUGAUUCUGAAUCACAACUCUCUAGCUGGCAGCAUUCCCGACUCGGUCAGCAACAUGGGACAGCUAACUCAUCUUGACUUAGCCUAUAACAUGCUCACUGGCCCCGUGGCACAGAUGUUCAAGGUUCCCACUCUCCAAGGAAUGGUCGUCUCUCACAACAACCUGACGGGGCCCGUGCCUACAUCAACGGCUGGCAUGGGCGCUCUUACGUACUUACAACUGGGAUCGAACCGUCUAACCGGCACAGUUCCAUUCAUUGUAUCUCCCAACAACCUUACAGCGCUGGACCUAUCCAACAAUGAAAUCACUGGCCACAUGCCUGCUUCUUUUUCAGGCGCCCCACAUCUUGGGUGGAUGUGA
Messenger RNA from Closterium sp. Naga37s-1, 609 nucleotides. NCBI's taxonomy places the organism in Eukaryota, Viridiplantae, Streptophyta, Zygnematophyceae, Desmidiales, Closteriaceae. The record is from the annotation of a GenBank genome assembly.